Cadophora gregata is the source of this 1769-nucleotide messenger RNA. RefSeq lists its product as uncharacterized. The coding region runs from base 484 to 1296 and encodes 270 amino acids. NCBI's taxonomy places the organism in Eukaryota, Fungi, Ascomycota, Leotiomycetes, Helotiales, Ploettnerulaceae. The transcript is spliced from 2 exons. The record is from RefSeq and is a predicted model, not a curated record.
AUUCGAUGCUAUGUUCUGAGUAAUUCUUGACAGCUCGCUCCCCAAAUUAAAAAGGGAUAACAGCAAAACAAGUCUUGGGAUCAAUAGCAGUAUGGUUAAUGUCGGAGGUCCGAGUAAGGGCUGCCUGACCUGUAUCCGGAGGAAGAUCAAGUGCAAUCGUGGGCAGCCAACUUGUCAGCAAUGCCAGAAAGCGAAUCGACAUUGCGAAGGUUAUCGUGAUGUGACGGAGCUCAUGUUUCAAGAUCAGUCUCAAAAAGUCAUUGCUAAGGCUCAGGAAAGUGCGCAUGUUCAACCACAGCGUCCACACCCACACGCACAAGACAUGACUCUAUAUCACAAGCCUUAAACGCCACCAGUGUAAGCAAAGCUACCAGCUGCAGUUUGUCUGAUGAGUCUACGGUGAGCCGUUCGCUUAGAACUUGCGAGGAGACCGGCUUGGUCGACUUCUUUGCAAAUAAUUUCACCUGCAAUGACGCCGUAGAAAUGAGAAGCAACCUCUUCUGGAUUCCACAAAGCUUCAAUGACUUGCUAAAAGAUGAUUGCGCGAAGCUCAGCGUACAAUGCGCUGGGGCCAUGGCCAUUGCACGCUUGAAAAGAUCUCAAUAUUUUCUUCGUGAGGCGCAGAAAAAGUACGGAGUAGCAGUACUCGGUCUGGCCCAACAAUGGCAGACUGGCGGGUCAGCUGGCCAGGACACCACUUUCAUUGCCAUUCUUUUCCUCUGCUUCUUCGAAAUACUCGCAUGCUACGAUGCUUCCUGUCCGAAGGCAUGGAGAGCACAUCUGUAUGGUCUCGGAAGCCUCUUUGAGCAACGAGGAGAGGAAUAUUUGCGUACUGAGUUUGGCGCCCGCAUUUUCCGACAAACUCGUAGUCAGAUUAUUGUCAAUGCCCUACAGACCAAAGUGUCUGUCUCGGGAGUAUUUAAAAGCUUGCCCGACUGCCGUUCGGUACCAACACGAUUUGGAAAGGCUGACGAAGCGGAUAUGUUGCUUGUACGCCUGUGCGAGAUCCAAGCACGAAUUAGCAAGCCAUAUAGCAAGGAAGAAUUGCGGUUGGACGCGAGUUCCCUUGAAAAAGACCUCCGUAAAUGGGCACAGUCGAGUUCACCAUGCUGGACCUAUUCGGAGCAUCAAAAUAAACACCAGUCAAGUCAUUGGUGGGAUUCCCGCUGCGAUAUCUACUUGUCAACCUUCACAAUGCACGUCUGGAACAAGGUGAGAGCCUCGCGGAUUGUUCUUGACGGCAUAAUGAGAGGAUUGCCACCAUUGCAAGCCGCGGAUGGCAGUGUCUUGUACUAAGACACUCUCGACAAAACUCCAAUUUUAGAGAUGCACAAGCUGGUCGCAGAUAUUUGUGCAACGGUUCCCAUGUGCUAUCGUCCUUCAGCUGUAAACGUGAAUUUCGAUCAAACGGACGUUCCCCGGCUUGGGGCGACGUAUUGGUGGUUAUGGCCAUUGGAAAUAGUUGGCUCCAUGAAUGAAGCUGCACCAGAAUUAUUACACUGGGUUGUGCAGUGCCUGGAGCGAAUUUUCGAGAUGACUGGCAUCAAGACGGCCCAGAUUGCUGCUUGCAGGCUGAAAAUGGGUGAUUCCGCCACAUAUGAACCGUCCAUGAGAUAGCUUCUAAGAUACACAUGUAAAUUUUAGAAAGUGUCUCAUUGUCUCUGUCAUGUGUUAGUUGAUGUCUUCAACUUUAUUCUCUUGCGUUUAGACUACGUACAAUCAACGUCGGGAUGUCAGUAAGGCAGUGAUAAAAUCAUUGCAUGCCUGAG